Molecule: messenger RNA, 276 nt
Organism: Penicillium robsamsonii
Lineage: Eukaryota; Fungi; Ascomycota; Eurotiomycetes; Eurotiales; Aspergillaceae
Product: Tetratricopeptide-like helical
Exons: 2
Coding region: 1-276 (91 amino acids)
Molecular function (GO): protein binding
Source: RefSeq, a predicted model, not a curated record
AUGAAACACGGAGAAUUUGACGAGGCAAUCUUGAUGCUUCAAAAGAUUCUUGUCAUAACGAAAUUGAAACAGCCAUCCAAGGGCGACAAUGGAGAAGUUGCCCGUGUUCAACGAAAGCUAGCUGAGGCUUUUGGGCUGAAAGGUGAUUUGACGGAAGCAACAAGGCUGAAAGUUGAAGCUGAAGCAAUGCGAAGAGAGAUCCAAGGACAGCAAUUCCAUGAAUUACCUGAUAAUGAUCUGAGCUACGCCAUGAUGAAUUUUCACGCAUUCUGGUAG